Molecule: messenger RNA, 2207 nt
Organism: Echinops telfairi (small Madagascar hedgehog)
Lineage: Eukaryota; Metazoa; Chordata; Mammalia; Afrosoricida; Tenrecidae
Gene: TSC22D3
Product: TSC22 domain family member 3
Exons: 4
Coding region: 199-798 (199 amino acids)
Biological process (GO): regulation of transcription by RNA polymerase II
Source: RefSeq, a predicted model, not a curated record
CAGAACUUUCCAACCCCAAGUUCUAACUCCUUUCCUCCAGCACCCCUCGGGCACGGGACUAUCUAAUCACCCCAUCUCUUGAAAGGAUCGUUUUUGCCAGGCACCCUGGAGCCCACUCAGGCCAACCCGGAGGGCGCGCACCUGCCCGCCGCCGCCGCCCCCGACCCUAAGGGCCCGGAGACCCAGGAGCCGAAGAAGAUGGCCCAGCCCAAGGCCGACUGCCGCUCACCUGUCGGCCUCGACUGCUGCAACUGCUGCCUGGAUCUGGCCCACCGGAGCGGCCUCCAGGGAGACAGCGCCGGGGACAAAGCCCCGGGCAGCCCCACCGUGAGCAACUUUCGGCAGCUGCAGGAGAAGCUGGUCUUUGAGAACCUCAACACCGACAAGCUCAACAACAUAAUGCGGCAGGAUUCGCUGGAGCCCGUGCUGCGGGACCCCUGCUAUCUAAUCAACGAAGGCAUCUGCAACCGCAACAUCGACCAAACCAUGCUCUCCAUUCUGCUCUUCUUCCACAGUGCUUCCGGGGCCAGCGUGGUGGCCAUAGACAACAAGAUUGAGCAAGCCAUGGAUCUGGUGAAGAACCAUCUGAUGUAUGCUGUGAGGGAGGAGGUGGAGAUCUUGAAGGAGCAGAUCCGCGAGCUGGUGGAGAAGAACUCCCAGCUGGAGCGCGAAAACACCCUCUUGAAGACCCUGGCGAGCCCCGAGCAGCUGGAGCAGUUUCAGUCUCGCCUGAGCCCUGAAGAGCCGGCCCCCGAGUCCCCAGAAGGAUCUGAGGCUCCCGGUGAUUCUUCGGUGUAAGUGGCUCUGUCCUUGCGGUGGGCAGAGCCACUACACUUGUUCUACCUAGUUCUUCCCCGUUUGUUUUUGGCUCCCCAAGCGUCAUCUCACGUGGAGAACUUUACACCUAGCACAGCCGGUGCCAAGAGAUGUCCCAAGGACAUGGCCAUCUGGGUCCACUCCAGUCACAGACCCCUGACAAAGAGCAGGUCUCUGGAGGCUGAGUUGCAUGGGUCUUAGUCACCCCAAGUCAGUGAGCCUUUAAUGCUACUGCGUCUUCUGGGCUCCCAGGGCCUGGACAACUUAGCUGCAACUGGCAAAGGAGGAGGAAAUUUUGUUUAAAAGGUAGUUUGAGCUGAGAUGCCAGUUUGCUCCAGAAAGUUUAAGGGGUCUGUUUUUUCUGUUUUGUUUGGUUUUAUUUUUUCAUUUCCAUGGACAUCUUCAACAGCUUCACUUGACAACUGUUCCUAUGAAGAAGCCACUGUGUUUGAAGCAGAAGCAACCUCUCUCUCUUCUCCCCUGCCUUGCGCAGGCAGGGGGAAUGGAUGGGAGAGAUUGAGCCAAAUCAGCCUUCUGUUGGUUAAUAUGAUAUAAAUGCAUGGCUUCGUGCACAGCUCAGUGUGGGAUUACAGCUUUGGGAUGAUCGCUUAACAAAGUUCUGUUUGGUUAGUAUUGGCAUAGUUGUUUGGUUUUUUUUAAUAUAUAUAUAUAUAUAUAUAGCCAUAAGUGCAUAUAUAUACCCAUAGGGAUAGAUCCAUAUCAUAGUGUAGCGAUGUAUUCAUUUACACAUACAUCUACGUGUUGAAGGGCCUAACCAGCUUUGAGAGUACCGAAUGGUCCUUGUCUGUUAAGGUUCAUCAUUGGGACUGUGUUCAUUGAGCAGGUUGUUCCAGUUUGUCCUCUAGGUUAAUAAAUAAGCUGCAGAGAUAUAAUAAAGGCAGGGAAGGGAGGGGGGGGCGCAGCCUCGGAAUGUGGCCAGGGAUGCCUUGUUGCUGCACCCUUUCCCCAUCUGCCCAUUGGAGGCAUGCGAAGUCCUCUUCCAAACGCCAAACCCGCCAUUCACUGGUGCUGACUACAUAGAAUGGGGUUGAGAGAAGAUUAGCUUGGGCUCCACGGUGCCAUUUAAAUGCCACCCCACCCUUUUUUCUUUUCUUUUCUUUUUUUAUUUGUCUCCUUAUCCUGGUGGGAAAAAGUUCCAACAGCACAGAUUGACAUGCUGCUGCCCGGGUGAGGCACUCAGGGAGAUUGUCUCUGGGUGGGGGGAGGGGAGAGGGUCAUGUGGCAGUGAACACUUUCCACUUUGUGACACCUUCUCCUGAUGUCUGUCUCCAGGAUUUGGAGUUGGAGUUUUUCAAAUGUAGCUGGAAAUUUCAAUAAACGUUGCUUUUUUCUUUUUCAAAAAAUAAAAGUGGUAUCAGAGAUUUAAUGGA